Molecule: messenger RNA, 585 nt
Organism: Funneliformis geosporum
Lineage: Eukaryota; Fungi; Glomeromycota; Glomeromycetes; Glomerales; Glomeraceae
Source: the annotation of a GenBank genome assembly
AUGGAGCCAGAACCAGAAGUACAAGAAACACCAAUACCAACAACCUCGGCAACUCCGGCAAUAUCAGCAAAACAAGUGAUAUACUGUGGAGUCUGUUCUUUACCGCCAGAACAGUAUUGCGAACAUGGACUGACAGUUAAUAAAUGUAAAGAAUGGCUACAACAGAAUGUUCCAGAAUUAUUCGAAAAAUUAUAUUCGCAAACGUCUCUUGAAAAUAGAGUCGCUAAGGUAUCGUUAAAAGAUAAACCGGUUAAUGAUGCGGAAGAUAAAAAGAAGGCUAAAGAGGCGGCAAAAAUAGAGCGUGAAUUGAAGAAGAAGUUGUCCUCCAAAGUAGUUAUUACACGAAUUGCACGAAACAAACGAAAAAGUGUAACAAGUGUUUACGGUUUACAGAACUUUGCUGCAAAGAGUUUUGCAUCAAAAUUUGCAUGUGGAUCAUCUGUUGUAAAAAAUAAUCAAGGAAAUGAUGAGAUUGUUGUACAAGGAGAUGUUUCGGAUGAUUUAUUUGAUUAUAUAUUAGAAACGUGGCCAGAUGUUCCUGAAGAUAAUAUUGAAUUAACGGAGGAAAAAAAAUCAAAAAAAUGA